Molecule: messenger RNA, 2527 nt
Organism: Salvelinus namaycush (lake trout)
Lineage: Eukaryota; Metazoa; Chordata; Actinopteri; Salmoniformes; Salmonidae
Product: centrosomal protein of 192 kDa-like
Exons: 3
Coding region: 610-1026 (138 amino acids)
Biological process (GO): centrosome duplication; centrosome-templated microtubule nucleation; centriole replication
Cellular component (GO): pericentriolar material; cytoplasm; centriole
Molecular function (GO): protein kinase binding
Source: RefSeq, a predicted model, not a curated record
CCCAUGGAGGAAGGUUCAGGUCGAUGUUCAGGAAGCUCAGAGCCCCAUGGAGGAGGAAGGUCCAGGUAGAUGUUCAGGAAGCUCAGAGCCCCAUGGAGGAGGAAGGUCCAGGUAGAUGUUCUAGAAGCUCAGAGCCCCAUGGAGGACGAAGGUCCAGGAAGCUCAGAGCCCCAUGGAGGAGGAAGGUUCAGGUCGAUGUUCAGGAAGCUCAGAGCCCCAUGGAGGAGGAAGGUUCAGGUAGAUGUUUAGGAAGCUCAGAGCCCCAUGGAGGAGGAUAGUUCAGGUAGAUGUUCAGGAAGCUCAGAGCCCCAUGGAGGAGGAAGGUCCAGGUAGAUGUUCAGGAAGCUCAGAGCCCCAUGGAGGAGGAAGGUUCAGGUAGAUGUUCAGGAAGCUCAGAGCCCCAUGGAGGAGGAAGGUCCAGGUAGAUGUUCAGGAAGCUCAGAGCCCCAUGGAGGAGGAAGGUUCAGGUAGAUGUUCAGGAAGCUCAGAGCCCCAUGGAGGAGGAAGGUUCAGGUAGAUGUUCAGGAAGCUCAGAGCCCCAUGGAGGAGGAAGGUUCAGGUAGAUGUUCAGGAAGCUCAGAGCCCCAUGGAGGAGGAAGGUCCAGGUAGAUGCUCAGAGCCCCAUGGAGGAGGAAGGUCCAGGUAGAUGUUAAAUGUGUGGAUAAUGUUGUGUGUUCCAGUCAGGAGGAGGCUCUGUGUAGGGGGGUGUACGCCCCCCAGGACCACUACUCGUUCCCCCCUACCAGGGUGGGGGAGACCAGCACACUGAAGGUCAACAUGAGAAACAACUCCUUGGAAACACAUGGGCUGAUGUUCCUAACCCCUAAAGAGCCCUUCCACAUCAAGCAUUCCAAAUAUUCCCUCAGACCCCAACGCUACAUCCACCUGCCAGUCCAGUUCAAGCCGGUUGUAACUGGCAACCACUCCAGCCUGCUGUUGGUUCAGACAGAUACCAGUGGAAACAUCGCUAUCCAGCUGACUGGUGAGGCCCUGACUGGCCUGAGGACUGCUGGUCUGGGUCAGUGAGGACUGCUGGUCUGGGUCAGUGAGGACUGCUGGUCUGGGUCAGUGAGGACUGCUGGUCUGGGUCAGUGAGGACUGCUGGUCUGGGUCAGUGAGGACUGCUGGUCUGGGUCACUACUUCAGACCAGAGCUGUAUAGGGAAUAGUGUGCCAGCAUGAGACCACUACAGCUCUAUAUCCUAUCCUCUGGGGGUCUGUAUGGAGCUAGCAGACUACAGCUCUAUAUCCUAUCCUCUGGGGGUCUACAUGGAGCUAGCAGACUACAGCUCUAUAUCCUAUCCUCUGGGGGUCUGCAUGGAGCUAGCAGACUACAGCUCUAUAUCCUAUCCUCUGGGGGUCUACAUGGAGCUAGCAGACUACAGCUCUAUAUCCUAUCCUCUGGGGGUCUGCAUGGAGCUAGCAGACUACAGCUCUAUAUCCUAUCCUCUGGGGGUCUACAUGGAGCUAGCAGACUACAGCUCUAUAUCCUAUCCUCUGGGGGUCUACAUGGAGCUAGCAGACUACAGCUCUAUAUCCUAUCCUCUGGGGGUCUGCAUGGAGCUAGCAGACUACAGCUCUAUAUCCUAUCCUCUGGGGGUCUGCAUGGGGCUAGCAGACUACAGCUCUAUAUCCUAUCCUCUGGGGGUCUCCAUGGAGCUAGCAGACUACAGCUCUAUAUCCUAUCCUCUGGGGGUCUGCAUGGAGCUAGCAGACUACAGCUCUAUAUCCUAUCCUCUGGGGGUCUACAUGGAGCUAGCAGACUACAGCUCUAUAUCCUAUCCUCUGGGGGUCUGCAUGGAGCUAGCAGACUACAGCUCUAUAUCCUAUCCUCUGGGGGUCUGCAUGGAGCUAGCAGACUACAGCUCUAUAUCCUAUCCUCUGGGGGUCUGCAUGGAGCUAGCAGACUACAGCUCUAUAUCCUAUCCUCUGGGGGUCUGCAUGGAGCUAGCAGACUACAGCUCUAUAUCCUAUCCUCUGGGGGUCUCCAUGGAGCUAGCAGACUACAGCUCUAUAUCCUAUCCUCUGGGGGUCUCCAUGGAGCUAGCAGACUACAGCUCUAUAUCCUAUCCUCUGGGGGUCUGCAUGGAGCUAGCAGACUACAGCUCUAUAUCCUAUCCUCUGGGGGUCUACAUGGAGCUAGCAGACUACAGCUCUAUAUCCUAUCCUCUGGGGGUCUGCAUGGAGCUAGCAGACUACAGCUCUAUAUCCUAUCCUCUGGGGGUCUGCAUGGAGCUAGCAGACUACAGCUCUAUAUCCUAUCCUCUGGGGGUCUCCAUGGAGCUAGCAGACUAGAAACAUUUUACUGAAUGGGAUGUCUAGUAAAACCUGAAGAGAGUUGUUAUGGCUGAUGUCAUGUGACAGGGUUUCUAUGGGGUUUUGGUCAGGUGACCUACUGAUGAACCUCAGUGCUUGGCCAGGAGGAGGUUUUCCAUCAACUCCUGGUUCCCUACUUUGGUUUUCUAUUAGAAAUGGCACAUGGUUGAUAUUUUAAAUUAACUAGAUAAAAUAAAGAUUUGUCAAACAUU